CGUUGGCCAGCGCGGUGGAUAUUUCGCAUAUCCGCUUAUCAAAUCCGCAGAAUCGUCAGUAUCGGAACGGUAUCGAGUUUUGAAUUUCGACUUGCCAUAAAAAGAGAAGAAUUAAUAAACAAAUCCAGUGUGCGUGCCAGUGUUUGUGUGCUUUGUCUCAAUGAAAUGCCAAACUAAAUAAGCUUGGAAAAGUUUUCCAUCCAGUUUUUAUGGCAACCAGCGGAGCCCAAAAAAGUGUCAAUUGAAUUAGCGUCUCGGAGGCCAGAAAAUAAAGAGCAAAAGAGAGAUUGUUAAGGCGCAACAGGUGAUUGGAUCGCAGACCAAAAAAUCUUUAGUGGUGUUGCCUUUAAAACAAAAACCACCUGUGGCUCCUCCUUAAAUUUGUAGCGACACCCCCCAACGAUCCUCUUUGGAUUCCAGCUAAAUACAGUACGUCGACAGCAGAAAAACAAAUACAUCAACUGGAAGGAAAAAGAAAAGAGAAAGCAAACGGCAAAGCAAAAGUAAAAGCGAAAGCGAAGCAGAAAAAGGAGCAGUCGCAGGGCGGCGGGCAUGGCGUAUACGCAAUGCGCAGCAUGUGCUAUUACUAUCGCUGCUACUGCCACGGCCACCUCGAGUCAAUUAAGGAAUUCACACGCCAGCGGGCACUGUAAUUGAAACCCACACCUUGUUCACCCUGCAUUGGCUUGGUACUAGCCUUAAAUACUCGAUCGGGAAAGGGGAAUCCCCACGAACACCCUCCAAAAUGUCCGCCUUCCGCUAUUAUUCGAUCACGGACUUCUCCUUCGAAGGACCCCUGCUUCCGCUGCACGAGGCCGCCGCGAGUAAGGAUGCCAAGGACAGUCCCAGUUCGGAGCUGAACAUACCCUAUACCGUCUUCGAGGUCCUGGUUGCCAUCGUGAGCAUCAUCGGCAACGUCCUCGUGAUCAUCGUCUUCCGCCGGGAACGAAAGCUGCGCCGCCGCACCAACUACUAUAUAGUAUCGCUGGCCAUGGCCGAUCUGCUGGUGGGCAGCUUGGGCAUACCCUUCGCCAUCCUGGCCUCCAUUGGACUACCGCGAAAUCUUCACGCCUGCCUCUUCACCGUCUCUCUGCUAGUGGUUCUAUGCACCAUCUCCAUAUUCUGCCUGGUGGCCGUCUCCGUGGAUCGCUACUGGGCCAUCCUUUAUCCAAUGGCCUACUCUAGAAAUGUCCGCACCCGUACAGCAAUAUUCAUCAUCUCGAUGUGCUGGGUGGCCGGGACAAUAGUGGGCUUCCUGCCCCUUUUUGGCUGGCACGCGGACGUGCACCACAACCAGGAGUGCCUCUUCGUUGAGGUAAUGGACUACAACUACCUCGUCUUCCUCUACUUUGCCACUAUAAUCACUCCGGCUCUGCUGAUGCUGGCCUUCUACACGCACAUCUAUCGCGUCAUUAUCAAACAGGUCCGUCAGAUCGUUACGAUGAACCCCGCCUCCGAUCUCAGUCGUCGCUCCUCGGCGGCAGUGGUGCAGAUAACCACGCCCGGAAGGAGCGGACAUACGGGAACAAUGUUGCGGGUUUUGGGUGCCGCCAGGAAGCGGGACGUCAAGGCCACCCAGAAUCUGUCCAUCAUAGUGCUGUUCUUCAUGAUCUGCUGGAUACCGCUGUACACGAUCAACUGCAUCAAGGCCUUCUGUCCCAGCUGCUAUGUGCAUCCCAAGCUCACCCUAUUCUGCAUCAUUCUUUCGCAUCUGAACUCGGCCGUGAACCCGGUGCUGUAUGCGUAUCACCUGAAGGACUUUCGGGCAGCCUUGAAGAACUUACUGCUGAAGAUGAUGGGCGUGGACAUUGAUCAGCAGGCGGAGGCCAUUCAUCGAUUCUCGGUGGCCAGUCAGCAUCGCCUCCAGUCCAUGGACUCCAAUAUGCGCUCCACGCAGCCGCGCCUCUAUGUGGGUGAGUAUUCACCCAUCUGGCUGAGGCAGCAGCAGGAGGCCCUGAAGAACUCCCAACUUUUGCCCAAGUGUGGAGUGGUGUCUCCCUGUUUCAACAACAUCAAUCAAACGGUGGCCGCAGUGGCUUCAGUUACCACGGAGAUCGAGCGGGAAAUGUGGAACAUAGUGGAGGCCUCCAGUGGCGCGGAGUUGGGUGAGACCAGCUAUGAGUUCCCCUCCCCAGCUCCGGCUUCCCAGCGCAGCAGUGAGCGGAACAGCAGCUCCACGGUGCCACCUGCUCCUCCUGCCCAUCCUGCUCAGCCUGUCAAGCCCUCACUUCCGUCCUCCUCCUAUGACAACCACAACUUCAGUUUUAGCCAGGAUGAAGAUGACGAGGAUGACGAUCUGGAGUUCGAAGAUGUCUUCGUGCCACCCAGCUCAGUGCCCAAUCCCGCACAGCCUGGCAUAGAUCCUGCAGAGCUUCGUCGCUCUUUGGCUCUGGUCAUGAGGGAGAAGCUGCGAUCGGAUGACACCGACUCCAGGCCAAUGGGCAACAUUCAGGAGAUUCCUGUGGAUGGGGAGUCCAGGGAUAGACCUCUGUCUAUUCAAACAUCGCCCACAAAUGGUCCACUUCCAGCGCUUCUGAGGGCCAAGCUAUUUGCUGGGAAUUCCAAUAGUGCGCACUGCCUGCCAGGAUCCACUGCAAGUCCUGCUGCUCCCAAGGAAUCCGGUGUCUUUGUGAUCGACAGUGAGGCGAGUCCCGGCUCCAAUGGACACAAGCCCAAGUACCGAAAGGGCACGGCUUUGACCAGGAGCUCUCUAAAGAAGAGCAGAUCCUGCAACUGUAGUUCCCUAGCCAAAGGAUCCAAAGGCGCUCACGAGGAGCACAGCAGCAAUCUCAGCAGGGAACAGCAGGAUCAGCAGGAGGUGCAGCAACCAAAAAACCAACCCACAGAGAACUUCUUCAGUCCUUUGAGAUCGGUGGGCAGCUUCAUGCAGCAUUCCAACCUGUUCCACUUCCUCCAGCCUCAUCCCGUCCGUCCCACCUCAUCGACGGCCUCGUCCUCGGCCUCCACGCCAACCCCCUCGCCACCGCCCAUGGUCCAGGAGGAAUCAAUUCCAGUGGGUCUGACCACUUCCUCGCCAUCUCUUCUGGCGGCCAGUGCGGAAAGUUGACCUUCUUCGGUGGAGGAGGAGCAAGUUCCGCCGGAGGAUCCGCAAGAAAAGGAUCACAAGGUCGAGGAAGGGGCACAAGGUGACCCCUAAGGAAAUACUCGCAAGUCAAAGCUUUUACAUUAAGUACUUCCCAGCUCUCAUUAGCACUCUAUCUCAAGCUCUUUGACUUAGUAAAACGUUGUCAAAUUCUAUCGGAUCUAGAUCAAUUAGUUGGGUAGUGACAGAUACAUAUAGAGAUUAGGAGCUACGCGCAUUUAUUUUGAGUGUCUGGUCAAAUACGUUUCUAUGGAGUAGUUAAUUAUGUACAUAUGUUAAAUGUUGUUAGAGUAUAUUUAUGUGUAUAUGUCUGCUUAUGUAUACCUGAACGUCUGUGAAAACCAAG
Molecule: messenger RNA, 3449 nt
Organism: Drosophila rhopaloa
Lineage: Eukaryota; Metazoa; Arthropoda; Insecta; Diptera; Drosophilidae
Gene: AdoR
Product: G-protein coupled receptor 176
Exons: 6
Coding region: 746-3067 (773 amino acids)
Biological process (GO): adenylate cyclase-activating G protein-coupled receptor signaling pathway; G protein-coupled adenosine receptor signaling pathway
Cellular component (GO): membrane
Molecular function (GO): G protein-coupled receptor activity
Source: RefSeq, a predicted model, not a curated record